AUGUUGGCAUGCGAGCUAGAUCUGCCAAUUGGAAUCAACGUUCCCCUCACACUCCUCAGCGCUCUGCUCGCCGUCUUGUUCACCUUUACAGCAUUGGCAUCUGAUCUGCUAUGGGAUACAUACAUGAGAAGCAGACGGAGAAAUUUCCGAGCAUUGAGGAGAGAAAGAACUAAAAGUUCCGCCAUUAAACGUUCGAAGUUGAAUGCGCGUGACCCCUCAUCCGAAGGUCUUUUGCACCCUAUCGAGGAGGAAGAGGAGGAGGAGGAGGAGGAGGUAGGAGAAGAAUAUGAAGAGGAACGCUACAAUCAGGAUUCAGAGGAUUCAGAAUCGCCACCACUAUCGACACAUCCCUUCGAACAAGACAGAAAUGGGACAUUCGUUCCCGACACACCGCCCGAGACUCCACCUCUUUCUCCCCAACCGGUCCUCCAUCGUGACCCAGGAUACAAGUUUUUGGAUCUACACCUCAACGGCUCAGCCGGAGGAACACCAACGAAACUUCCGGCGCAAAGCCCAGAAAGGAUAACUCCAACACGCGUGGAGAGUUCUGAAAGUUCGAUUGGAUUUCCGGGGUUCCCAAGGUUUCAAAGAGAGCCAAGCGAUCAGUCAAUAUCACGACGAUCCGAUUCGUUCAUGGGAUCAACCUAUAGCUCCUAUGGACUCAGCAGCAUUAUGAAUCUUGCCUACCGAGGCACAUCGCCUGCGAAGAAUGCGUUCAUUGCAACUGGUGAAGUACUCUACGCAGGUUGUACGCGCAGGAAUAUCAUUAAAGGUUUUCUAUGGAGCUUGGCCAUCACAAGCAUGCACUAUGUGGGAAUUUCUGCGCUGCGUAUUCCACAGGGAGACUUCACCCUUGAACCGCCGCUCGUCAUUUUGUCGGGCCUGAUCAGCUGGGUCGUCUGUCUCGUCGGAUGCAUCUUGAUGUCCCAGAUCGAGACUCACUUGACACAGCAAUUCCUCUUCGCAAUCGUAGCAUGCACCGGCGUCGCUGCCAUGCACUUUACUGGAAUGCGAGCUGCAACAUUUUGGUCAAAUGCCGAACCAUCUCCCAAAAGAGGCUACCCGCCUGCGCUAGCUGUUGCCAUUGGUAGUAUCGCCAUCACGACGUGUAUCGCAGCCAACUUCCUCUUAGCACAUGUGGCAACGAUCUCACGCAACAAAUUGGCAGAGAUUGUAAUGACACGGAAGCAACUAUGGAGGACUAUCGCGCAGAAGGAGAAUGCAGAAGCUGCCGCCGCCGCUAGAAGUGACUUCAUAGCGUCGGCUUCCCACGAGAUCAGGACCCCUCUCCAUCACCUCCAAGGUUACGGUGACUUGUUAUCCCGAACUGAGUUGACCGAAGAGGGCCGUAUACUUCUUUACGCGAUUCAGCACGCCACAAAGACGCUUUCUUUAAUCACGAACAACGUACUGGAUUGGUCAAAGUUAGAAAAGGAUGCCGAGGCCGUCUGCCACCCUGUUGCUCUGGACAUGAGAACCGUUUGCGAAUCAAUCCUAAUGCUUCUGCCCAACAAAGAUGACGAAGCAGAUGUAAGCCUUAUGGUUGUUGUGUCUCCGAACGUACCACAUUCACUCUUCCUGGACGAAACUUAUAUUCAGCGGAUCCUCAUGAAUCUUCUUUCCAACGCUUUGAAGUUCACGAGGUCAGGCUAUAUCAUGUUGUUGAUAGGAAUGGAGAACGGUAAGCUCGUUGCCACGAUCAAAGACACUGGGACUGGCAUUCCCCCAUGCUUUUUGCCCCAAUUAUUUGAGCCUUUCAAACAAGCAACGACCAGAGGAUCGCAAAGAGGAACCGGACUAGGAAUGAGCAUUAUCAAACAGCUGCUGCACAAAAUGCAUGGGACGAUCGAAGUAGAAAGCAGACAUCCAGAUACAGCGUCAGUGGGGCCGGGACAGACUGGAAGUACUUUCACCGUCACAAUACCCGCGCCGUUGUCUAGUACGCCAGAUCCAGAGCCCUAUCUUACUGAAGUACUUCCUUGUAUCGCAAUGUUCCAUGGGGAUAACGAGCGAUCAUUUGAAGGGCUGCGUACCGCUUGGGAGAGUUUUGGGUUUGAGGUUGUGAGGGUCAGCGAUUCCUCCGAUCUCUCUGGCUCGGAGUGGAAGUACGUUUGGGCGGACUUACCAUUCUUGAAAGGAAACCCGCGUUGUCUUCAGCAGCUGCUUGAGCAGGAUCAGUGGCAGGUCCUUGUGCCAUACGAUACUCAAGAGGCGCUCCAGCAGACCCCUAGCGUACUAUCUAGGCCACAUCUCGUCCGUUUGCAGAAGCCAUUGCUAUGGCACACUUUCGCUGAUCAGAUCCCCGCUCCCGGCGAGUCCGCUAAUAAUGCCGCUCUUGCCAGAACGGUCAGAUUUGCACCGCAGGUCGACAUCGUGGAUGGCAACGACAAGGAACAGCCUCAGGAAGCUACAGCAAAGGAUUUAGUAAUACUUUUAGUCGAAGACAACCCGAUCAACCAGAAGCUCGGCAAAAAGAUGUUGACAGCCUUGAAGUAUCAAGUCUUGCUCGCAGAUGAUGGCGAGGAAGCUAUCGAGCAAAUGAUGAAGCACGAUGCCACCAUAGACGCAAUACUGAUGGACCAGUCUAUGCCCGUCAAGGAUGGCAUCACAGCAACAAAGGAGAUACGUGCAAUGGAAGCAGCUGGAACACUUUCCCGGAGAAGACCUAUCAUUGCUGUGACCGCCGUUGUCAGUGCUCAAGCUCAGGCCUUGUUUAAAGCAGCCGGCGCGGAGGACUUCCUUACAAAACCAUUGUCUCUGUCGAAGCUCGAACAGACUUUGGCGUUGUAUCUGCCUCAACAACUCAAGAGGAGAAUAUCGACUGCGAAGCACAGUCCGAAGACCGUGGCAGACGAUGAGCGCCGAAGCAACACGAGUAAACCAAACACCAGACUCGUUGAUUCGUUUGGUGUACAUGACUUUACAAGGUGCAUUCCUUGGAAAGCAACCAUUUCAAAGCCAUCAGAGGCUUCGAUAAAAAAGCCACAGUCAGAUCUUCCGUAA
Letharia lupina is the source of this 3003-nucleotide messenger RNA. RefSeq lists its product as uncharacterized. The transcript has 8 exons. The coding region runs from base 1 to 3003 and encodes 1000 amino acids. Lineage: Eukaryota; Fungi; Ascomycota; Lecanoromycetes; Lecanorales; Parmeliaceae. Gene Ontology annotation, molecular function: phosphorelay sensor kinase activity. The record is from RefSeq and is a predicted model, not a curated record. Gene Ontology annotation, biological process: phosphorelay signal transduction system; phosphorylation.